UUCGAGUCACUGGAAUGAAUCAAAAUCCCCAUCAUGAGCAGUCAGUGAGAUGCGGGUGGAGCGAGCGCACCAUCAGCCUCCGGAGCAGCGAGCAGGGCUCAGCAUCCAAUCAGCGCAAGGCGGAUGUCUUAUAGCUGCUGUGUGCUCUUCACUUUUACUCACUGCAAAGGCAACUGAUCCGCUGAACUAUCAACAAGUAUGUUUCCAGACUUGGCAGGAGGGAUGUUAAGUGAAUGGAGCCCUCUUCACAUCCUCCUUCUGCUUUUGGCUUCUAAUUAAAACUUGGCUGUAGAACAUUUCCCUUUCAAAUGUUUAAUUGCCUUUCAGAUGUUGAUGGACUCGUUUGGAUUCUCUCCAGGACACUUACAAUGACUUCAAACACCUGAUAAUUAUAAAUCACUACUCCGCAUGUGCUCACAGGGCGUUAAUAAGGAACUCCCACUGUUGGAAUGACACCGUGACCUGUAAUGUUUAUUCAUUCAUUUUUCAAUAUGACUUGGAUUAACAAUGACUGCCCUUGAAGUGUAGAGCAUUCAGAAAGUAAGAAGCUGGACAUGACUUUCCCUGGAGGGCCUCAUGUGUCAAGGAAAGUCUCCAUCCCUCGUGGCUGUCCCCUUAUCUUGAGAUUCGUUUUAGCUGUGAUUUGUUUGAGUGCAGUGGGUUUAGCGUGUCCCAAGAGUUGCCACUGCUCUGAGAGGAAUGGCUUGACGGUAGUGCAGUGUUCCUCUCGCAACCUAGAAGAGAUUCCCUCCAACCUUCCUCACGAUACUGUGUCGCUUUUUCUGUCCUCCAAUCACAUCACCAAAAUCCCAAACCAGGCUUUUAAAAACCUUCCCUGGCUCCAAGAGCUGGACUUGUCAAGGAACGCCAUCGAAACCGUGGACGCUGGGGCUUUUCAAGGUGUCACGGAGAGCUUGCGGGUGCUCGACCUGUCCCAUAAUCACAUGCAAAGUGUCCCUAAGGAGGCCUUUGCUCGGCUGCAUGCCAAGAUCAGCCUGUCCAACAACCCGUGGCACUGUGAGUGCACCCUUCAGGAGGUGUUACGCGAACUCAGGCUGGAUCCCGAGACUGUGAACGAGGUGAGCUGCCACACCUCCGUUCAGGAAGAGUACGCCGGCAAGCCUGUCAUCCAGGUCUUGGAUUCGGGCAUAAACUUUUGUAAUUUCCACCAUAAGACUACUGAUGUGGCCAUGUUUGUCACCAUGUUUGGUUGGUUCACGAUGGUUAUCGCUUAUGUCAUCUAUUACGUACGGCAUAACCAGGAAGAUGCUAGGAGGCAUCUGGAGUACCUCAAGUCCCUGCCAAGUAGCUCCCAAAUUAGUAAGGACUUUGACACAAUCAGCACUGUUCUCUAGCAUCAGUCAAUGCAGUGUAGGAGUGAAUGUGUUUGGCACAUUGAUGAUGGCACAACAGCAAGCCUUAUAAGGGAGAGCGGGGUAAGAUGUGUCAUUUACUCAGAUUGUUCUCAAGGAAAGAGAAACAAGGAAUCAUUGAGAAACCUGUAUUUGUAUGCACUUAAAAUCAUUUACUGGGCAAAAACCAAUAAAAAGAUAUAAUUUUGAGAAUAAUUUAUUUUAAAUAUUUUCUAAUAAUAGUAUUUCACGCAAAGAGGAUUACCAAAUGCCAAACAUGCAUGAAGUGAGUCUUCUAUUUAUUUCCUUUGACAAUAAAUUGAAAAUUUAGUUUGACAUGCAAAAGCAUGCCACUCUUUUUAGAAUUAAAAAGCACCUCUUAUUCAAUAUGCAGCUGCUUAUUGAGCUGAAUCCUUUUUAAAUAUUUGGUCCAGUUUGAUCGAUUAUAAAAAUGACACAUCUUGCCCUACUCUUCCCGAGUUCCAGUGUUAUUUGAUUUGAUUGUGAAUGUUUUUCGUGGGUUUUCGCACAAUGAAGGUGUUGACAAUUGUUCUGUGAAGCAAUUCAGUGUUCCCAUUCACGUACCCUCAGUCGACCUACAUAAGUCCUGCAGUCUCUGUGGUGGCCGCUUUGUGCCUCAUGACAGGAAGCUGCAGAAGCUCUGUUUUUUUUCUGCAGGUGCUUAUCCCAUUAUUUCUUGAAUUGGUUUUAUUAAUUUGUAUGCUAAUUUAAUGGCGUUUCAGAACAGAAUGUUAAAUGCUGGAUUUAUGGGAUAUUUUUGUUCUUCUUUUAUAGUGCUGACCAAGUAGAGCAAGUACAUAAUCACUGCCAAAAAAAAAAAAAAGCCCAUCAGUUAAGCUCUGCCUUGAUAACUGGAAACUUGCCCCAUUUUUGGCAGAGUUCUGUUUACUCAAGUGCCUAAUCCUGGUACCUCAGCACCAAUACACUGUGCAUUGGGCAUUAUUUGGUUUGCUAUCUCUGUUCUUCUACAAUCAAAAAUAAUCCUUUAAUGGUGAGUGUAAAGUAGAACCGUGUCAUUUUAAGUCUCAAGUGAAAAUUUUGGUGUAUUUUGAAGAUUUAUCAGAUUGUUAGUCCAAUUAUGUAUGAUUAGAAGAUUUCAUGAGAUGACAUUAAAAAUGGAUUUUGUCACCUGUGUGUUAGUUUAAAAGGGCUUGCAGAUUAUAUUUCAUGUAGACUAAUGUGUAUUUCUGUCCUCAUGUAUCAGUUUUUCAUUGUGACAAGCCUUUCAGCAGUAGUGUGUAUAUCAUAGCAACGUAAGAAAAUAAAAAUGCUA
This is a messenger RNA of Onychostoma macrolepis, 2646 nucleotides long. RefSeq names its product leucine rich repeat containing 3 (gene lrrc3). The transcript is spliced from 2 exons. Gene Ontology annotation, molecular function: protein binding. Lineage: Eukaryota; Metazoa; Chordata; Actinopteri; Cypriniformes; Cyprinidae. Bases 555 to 1355 code for a protein of 266 amino acids. The record is from RefSeq and is a predicted model, not a curated record.